This is a messenger RNA of Ceraceosorus guamensis, 1423 nucleotides long. Its product is annotated as Pam17-domain-containing protein. Lineage: Eukaryota; Fungi; Basidiomycota; Exobasidiomycetes; Ceraceosorales; Ceraceosoraceae. Gene Ontology annotation, biological process: protein import into mitochondrial matrix. The transcript has 3 exons. Bases 244 to 987 code for a protein of 247 amino acids. Gene Ontology annotation, cellular component: PAM complex, Tim23 associated import motor. The record is from RefSeq and is a predicted model, not a curated record.
AGACCCUUGCUUUGCUUGACCCGCAACUCGAAAGAGUACGCUUAGUCAUUCACUGUCAUUUCUUGCAUCCUCACCCAUCGUUGCACGCUCUUCUUCUGCACACGCAUCCGACGCGCGAAGUUGGUUGCGCAGCGUAGUAUCGUGGAGUGAAGAUCUGCGACCGGUACACGCCCGUGUGACCUCACUUCAACAGAUCGGUGCUGAUCGAGACUAAGGCCGCAAGCCUGCCUCGAUUUCGAAAGAAUGGCGACACUCGCCUAUGCGUUCAGGCCACGAGUGCCAGCAGGUUCAUCCGGUACGGCGAGGCUAGCCGUCAUUUGCAACUCGCGCGCUUUGUUCAACAAUCAGAGUGCUGGCAUCAAGCGUGCGAUCCAUCAGCGCCCAGCGUUGCACACUUCUGCGAGAUGCCAGGAGCAAGAAGCUGCGCCCACACCUGUUGCUGCUGGUGGAAAGACUGCGCCGCCUUCCGAUACGUCUUUGCAGCCUCUCACCUGGGCCGAAUACUUGUCGCUUCGAGCAUCGCGUCGACGAUGGGGAAGCGUGACUACGUAUCCCCUAACGGCCGUCGCGCUCCUCACAUCCGGACAAUUUUUCCUCACAGCCACCAUAGAUCCAUCCACACCAGGUUUUGCCGGCAUAGAUCCGGUCUACCUAUCAAUUCUAGGCACCGUAGCUUGUGGAGGUUUGGGUUACUUGGUAGGGCCUGCACUGGGAAACGGUCUCUGGGCUGUGGUUUACAGAGCAAAGAGGAAGGAGACGGAAAGGAUGGACAAUGAAUUUUGGAAACAUGUGGUCAGGAACAGGGCUGAUGCGCUUGGUCAGACGAUGCAGAAUCGUUUGCCCGAUUUCUACGCCGAGUCCGUCACUUCCCUCUCCACCUAUCGUCAAUGGCUGCGCGACCAAUCCGCCUUCAAGCGCAAGCUGCAGCACGGAGUCGAAGAGGCGCAGAGGGAGGAGCAAAGAAGAGCAGGCAGAUCGGGCUUAUGAGAAAGAAUGCUACACGUCAGCCGCAUGUCAAUCGCAAUCUCUCAAAGAUUGGCAUCUGCAGCGGCGCUAUCGUCGAGAGUGUGGACUGCUGGUUGAGGUGGAACGCGCAUACCAGCUACAAGGGCGCUGAAGGUGAAGGUAGCGAUAGUGUACAAAGGGUGUCCGAAGGAGCAUCGAGGGCCGCAGAUUGAAGGAGCUUUGAGCUUGUCAAGGGGAACAGGCCAAGUGCCGCAGAGCUUACAGACUUGAAGUGAGCCAGCCAGAUCACACCUCACUCUUCCCUCGCGCUAUUGUCCUCCGCUGCGCUGGCCUCCGCACCGGGUCCAUCGACGGGAAUGCGUACCAAGGUGUCUGGCAAAGCAGCCUCGAAUGACGUCCCAGUCGCAGUUCCUGGUGUCUCUUCCGUAUCUGCCAGACCUGCGUCGCGGCUCAAUGU